Aplysia californica (California sea hare) is the source of this 6483-nucleotide messenger RNA. RefSeq names its product protocadherin gamma-A4. The record is from RefSeq and is a predicted model, not a curated record. Gene Ontology annotation, biological process: homophilic cell-cell adhesion. The transcript has 4 exons. Gene Ontology annotation, cellular component: plasma membrane. Gene Ontology annotation, molecular function: calcium ion binding. NCBI's taxonomy places the organism in Eukaryota, Metazoa, Mollusca, Gastropoda, Aplysiida, Aplysiidae. Bases 549 to 4361 code for a protein of 1270 amino acids.
GUGAGAGAGGGGACGGAGAGAGAAGGGAAACGGUCGACCGUCAGUUGAACGAACAGUUGGCUUCUGCCUCUGGGAGAGAAACAGUGAGAGUGACACUGUGCGUUUCAGGCGACAGCUUGAGAUACACCUACCUCCAGCAGAGUUGUGCGGAAAACGAAACUAGAACCACCAACCGAGAUACAGUAAUAAUAUCAGAGAAAUGCGUUGAAAUACGAAAUACGGUCUCCUUUGUAACAUUCUGUUGGAUUACUGUUGAGUCUCUUUUUCGACUGACUGCUGUUGUUAGAAAAAUAUUGUUGUUUCGAGUUGUGCUUCUGUGCUCUGGCAUUGGAUUUCUCUCCAGGAAAACUACGAGAUACGUUGGGUGCCACCAACAAGCAAAUCUGAACACUGGGAGUGAGCGUUGUUUCACAAAAUCUUACACAUUUCUCACUUCAGAAUUGUGUUGGAGAAUGCGGGCUUUACUCGAGAACUUCCCUAUAGGCCAAUGCUCUUCCCAACUUCAGUAAACGAUUUUCACCCCUAGAAGAAGAAGGGGCAGCUUUAGAAUGUCUGUAAGGGUGGCCGACCGCUGGUUGUCUUUCUACAAGUCCUCCUCCUCCUCCUCCUCCUUCUCCUCCCUGUUGGUGCGAUGUCUCCUGCUAGCCGCCUGUCUCGCUCUAACAGCCGCUCAGACAGGGAACGGAGACAUCGUAUUUACUCUGAAGGAAGAACUCAAAGCGGACACUCGUGUGGGAAACGUGGCGGAGGCGAGUGGGAUCAGGUCAGAAGUGACGACAGAAGAAUUUAACCAGCUGAGAUAUCAGAUCCUGAGUUCAAACAGCCGGAUAAUUUCUUCUCUAUUCACCAUCAACAGCCGGACUGGCACUCUUUUGACAAACGCUAUGAUCGAUAGAGAGGACGUUUGUGACUCGACAGCGGUCACGUGUCCACUCAAGUUUGACGUCACAGUGAAGUUGGAGAUCGUCGUGAUUAAAGUUCUGAAGGUUGUCGUUAUAAUCGAGGAUGUGAACGAUAAUCCCCCCGAGUUCCCAAACUCACAACUGCCCCUGAGCAUCUCUGAAGGCUCGCCGAAAGACAGUGAGAUCUCAAUCACCGGUGCGAUAGACAGAGACGCCGGCAUAGAUAGCGAGAUAUCCUACUGGAUGUCUGACAACGACGUGUUCGGCUUGAGGGAAGAGAAGCUUCUAGACGUGUCCGUGUUGAAGAUCGUGCUGCUCCAAACACUAGACCGGGAGACGGAGAGCAACUACGAGCUGGAGAUUUACGCCAAAGACGGAAACACCACCUCUGCCUUGACAGGAACUCUCUCGGUGACCAUCACCGUGACGGACAUGAAUGACCACAGCCCCGUGUUCAGCAAGGCCACGUACAACUUCACGGCCAAGGAGAACGCGGCGAGGGGCAGCCUAGUGGGUACUGUUGUAGCCUCCGACCGGGACGCGGGCGAGAACGGGCGUGUGACCUACCACUUCAGCUCGCUGACUGCAAGGAAAUUCCUCCAGUUUUUCUCCCUGGACAACGCUACGGGUCACGUGACGGUCAAGGACACGCUACAGUACGAGAGUGGGGAGAAGUUCCAAGCAGUUGUGGAAGCAAAAGACCACGGGGGGUCACCGCGUGCGGCCCAGGCUAUCGUGUUGAUCAAUGUCAAGGACGCUGGGAAUACACCUCCUAAACUAGAACUCACACUCUCAGAACCACUCAACCAAGAUAGCACAAUUCUCUCUGAAGACCUUCCUAUAGGGUCGUUUGUUGGGACACUCAAGUAUCUAGACACAGAUGAAGGGGAGAACGGAGAAGUCAUGUGUGAAUCUAUGAAUAUUCAUUUUUCUCUGCAGGCCCUCAACGGUGCAGGGGAAUAUAAAAUCGAGAUCAAGACACCGCUCGAUAGAGAGGCCCUGUCUCUGAAUGACAUGACGGUCAUUCUGAAAUGUACAGACAGAGGAACGCCGAGAUUAUCAGCUUUCAGAAAUUUUUCCGUUAUCAUUUCUGAUUCCAACGACAACUCGCCCAUCUUCAGUAAACCUGAGUAUUUCGGUAACGUGACAGAGGGAAGAACGAGAAAGACAAACGUUGUGAGGGUAUCGGCGACGGACGCAGACGAGGGGGCAAACAGCGAGCUCACGUAUCACCUCACGGCCAACUCCAGUAAUUCCUUCUCGGUUGACCCCUUCAGUGGGGUCAUCUCUCAGACGGCGGCGGUGGACAGAGAGUCUGGUCCGGUCAUUAGACUCACCGUCCUGGCAGUGGACAAAGGAGACCAACCGCUGACCGGCAGCGCAGUGGUCAGUGUAGCUGUGGCAGACGUCAACGACAACACCCCUGAAAUCAUCAGAACGGAGUACCAAGUGAAGGAGAAUCUGGAACCCGGAGCUUUCGUGGCUCAGAUCUUAGCGUCAGACGACGACGAAAACGUUAACGGGGAUAUGAGGUUUGAACUCGUCUCCGACCCUGAAUUAGGCUUCCUCGUAUCGGACACGGGCACGAUAACCACCACGAGUAAGUUCGACCGCGAGACUGUCGCUCAUUACUUUAUCGUUGUGGCCGUCCACGAUCUAGGAACGCCGCCGUUGUCGAGUACUUCCACCCUCACUAUCUCCAUAAGCGACGCCAACGAUUUCGCCCCUCAAAUCCGAUUCCCGGUCCCAGGUAACGAUUCUAUUGAAAUCAGUGCAAACCUCUCACCAGGAACGGUUAUUGCAAGAGCUGUAGCCGUAGACGAAGACGUUGGCAAAAACGCUAAACUGAUCUAUCUCAUCGCAGAAGGAAACCCUCAUAAAGCGUUCAGCAUUGACAACGCUACGGGCGCCAUAUUUAUUUCCAAGAGACUGACCACCACCCGUACCACGGCCUACAGACUGACCAUCUCAGUACAGGACAGCGGGAACCCCCGCAUGCACAACAAAACUUUCCUCUACAUCAACAUCGACUUCACCAACGCCACGUUGCUAAGCGACGAAAACGCCAUGGAGCAGAAAUAUGUUAUCAUCGCUGGAAUCAUCGCCGGCAUCACAGUCGUUAUCGCGAUCAUCGUCAUCGCGAUUAUCCUUAAACUCCGGCGCUCGGACAUGGGAAGAGGACCCGAACCCGCGCCUAAAGCGAAAACUCCGACACCCGACCACCACAGACUUCAGGACACGUCCAAAGUCUCCAUGCACGGACUGUCCACAUUCAGUGUCCGCGCGGACGAUAAGGAGGCGGGGUUUGGGGAGGCGGAAAAGGGCAAAGGUCGUGACCCCAACACGUCUUUCGAGAGCCAUCUGACCAAUGGGAGCCUCACGUUCUCACAGAGGACACCGCUCACACUAGACAUGCUGGACAGACACGGCAACCAGGGCUUCUCGCUCUUCCCAGAGGGCCGUCCCCGUCUGGCCAGCGAAGACUUACAUAGCGACACGUCGGGAGAGGCCACAGCCAGCGACAGUGGUCGGGGAGCUAGCGAUGGAGAAGACACGGGGAACACUGGAGCCUCCCCGCCCCUCCCCGUACACUCACCCGUCAUCUCCCCGACGACGCCAUUGUCCGGACCGCGCGUCCCCCAGAGGCCAGCGUUGCCUGGCAACCAGAGGUCACCACUUCCGGGACCCGUCUACUCCCCCGAGUCCUCCUCCAGCCUGAGUGACCUGUCGCGGGCCGCACGAGCCUACGCCUCGCACAAAGACCUAGACAAGGGCCGGAAGACGCCCAGUAAAGUCCGCUUCUCUUUCGAUGACCAGAGCCUUGACCACAUUCAGCAGACGACGUCCGGCCACCCCCACCCCCACCACCCCUCCUCCUCCUCCUCCUCCUCCUUUAACUACCCCCACCACCCCUCUGCAGCACCUACAAAAGCUCAGCUGUUGAGGACAUUUAUGGAUCAGUCUUAUCCUCGGAGGCAUGAUACCAACAACUCUGUACACCCCGGAAUGCCACAAAACUUCUCCUCUUCAUCCCAGAAGAAUUCCGUCCAACCCUUCACCGACAACAACAAAAGAAACAACCUAAAUCCCACAGUGGCCUCUGAUAGGCUGUAUCUCGACCCACGUGGUAUCGGCAAAGACCAAUCAGUGAGCCGAAUUCCUCUCAGCAGAGACGCUGUAGCGAAACACGAGAGGUUUCAUCAAAAGGGAAGGAACAACCUCCGUCCUCCCUCCUCCUCCUCCACCUCCUCAUCUCUCGUUAAAGACUCGAAUAAAACAAACAGUUUUCCUUUACUACAUCCUCAACAACAUAAUCCUCACCAUCAUCACCAACAGCCGUUGUCGCCGCUGAACCACAGCAUAGAUGAGGACGAUGAUGAUGGUGGGUCGACAACUACUUCUGGGAGUUACGCCAUUGACGGGAUGGAAGACGCACUAAAUAUUUCGGUUGAAUGCUAGAAAAAAAAAAGAAAAGAAAAAAUCAAAUAACAUUCAAGCUUUAAACAUCUAUGUCUUACUUUCAUGCUUUGACAUCAGUCAGCGAAAAGCUCUUGUUACCACAGGGGCUAGUGGAAAAACAACAGAAAACUUACUUGUAUAUGUGUGCAUAUUUCCGAGAUCUGUGGAGAAAUUGUUAGACUUUUCGCGGUCAAUCGCAGACGACAUGAGUUCGAUUCGCGAGUGGGGAAGUUUUUUGUUGUUUUUUAAAUCAAGUACAUGCAUUUCUGCCGCUCUGCAGGGCUGCUGUAUCUCUCUUUGUAGUCUUAGUCACGGUUCACAUAGAUAGGCAUGGUCUACACAGUCUGCCUCUCAAAUGAUUUUAAUGGUAUAUAUGGGUGCGUACAACACUUUUUAAUUUGUCAAUCUUAAAAUCAAAUUUUGAAUCUCUUCCAUCGGCCAGGGAAAAGAUGUGGUUAUCAAGGGGCUGGCAGAGAGCUACAACUAAAGAACGACGUGUGAAAUAAUCGAAAAUGCAAUAAGGGAAGAGAACGUGCUCGUUGAUGCUGCUACUUCUACACUAACAAAGUCAUAACUUGACGAUGUCUUUACCGGCGUCUGGGGUGUCGCGGUUAGGCUCUUGGCCGUCGCACUCAAAAGACUUGAGUUCGAUUCCCGCGUCGAGAUAUAUUUGAUUGAGUUAUCCCGGUCUUUCUGUUGGGAUGUCGUGUCCCUCUCAGCCGAGGCUGGUCCUGUCAGACAGGAUGAACGCCUUUUAAGUGGUCUUUAUUGUACUCACAAGGUGGUAAAACAUCUACAUUUAAAGAGAUAAUGUCCUAUCUGAUAAAGAUCUAACUUGACAAUGUCCUUACCUGACAAGGCAGCUAGUAAUCUCUUUAUGCAUGACAUAUCCAAUUUUUAACCCUUUUAUUACUUGUCUAAACUCUGGUAGCUGUUACCAAAUAUUUGACCAGUUUUGUACUCUGGUAUGUUUUACCCAUUUUCGUACCAAUUUUUGUGGGGUCUAAACUCUACCCAGUUUCUUACCAGUUGUGUCCUUCUUUAUGCUCUGGUAGCUAUUUCUCGGAUCUGACUGAUCACUCACGCCUAUAGUCAUCCCAGCUCGUCAAUCGCUCACUUUCUUACUAUAUUUUUACUAACUUAGAUACAUGUCUGUUUUUUCCGCAUGAACACAGUGCUCAUUUCGCUGAUAAACAGUUUCUCAUGUCACUUUUAUAUUGUGUAUGUUUCGAUCAGAAAAAAACCACAUUAAUAAACACUACGUUUUGAAUUGUGUUAUAACUUUCUAACAAUGGACGAAGACAGCAUGCUGCUUAGUGAAUGCAUAUUUUUUUAAUGAGAACAUUUAAAAUGAUCUAAUACACCAUUUACAUUGUUAGUUAAUGAUUGUAUAAGGCACACAAUGUGUUAAACCUUUUCUCAAUUCAAUGAUUUCAACAAAAAUGAAAUAUUAUCAGUUACAUCCUGCUUCAAAGCAUAUUGUUCGUCUUAACAAUUUUAUGUGAGAGAUACGAGGCUGUUUUGUAUAUUUGUCGUAAACUGUAUGAACUGUCGGUGUCUAUUUUGUUAUGUGGCGUAUGGUGAGAUGUUCUGCUUUUUCCUUGUGUACUCGUGAAUAGUGUCUUACGAUGUCAUGCGUUGUCGUGCGAUGUAUUUGAUUUGUUUGUUGGGUUGUUUCUUUAACCAUCUUCAAAAAGCUUUAAUCGUAUCUUAUUGCUUAUACUUACCAUAUGAGAUACUAAGAUCUCUGAAGCCAACAAUACCGUCCUCCCGCUCCACGAGCACGUCCUCCCCCAACUCCUUCCUGUCCCGUACCCCACCCCACCUCUUUACACAGUCACCUCGGUGUGUACGUUAAUCAGACCAGACUCUCUAAAAAAGUUUAAAAGGACGUAACAUGAAACUAUGUUUUGAUAACAGAAAAGCAAUGUGCGUUGAUUGCUCGAUAGUUAGGUCCAUUGAAUAAGAUACGGGCGAUAAGAGUUCAAAUCUAAGCCAGGACAUUUCUGUUUGUUUCGUUUUCGUAGGAAUUUUACGGCACAUGUAACUAGGACAUUUCUGAACCUGUCCUCAGGAUAUUUUCUGAACAUCCACCAAUGUUAUAAUAAUGUACACAUGUUAC